Molecule: messenger RNA, 3843 nt
Organism: Trachemys scripta elegans
Lineage: Eukaryota; Metazoa; Chordata; Testudines; Emydidae
Gene: COPG1
Product: COPI coat complex subunit gamma 1
Exons: 24
Coding region: 117-2741 (874 amino acids)
Biological process (GO): organelle transport along microtubule; protein secretion; endoplasmic reticulum to Golgi vesicle-mediated transport
Cellular component (GO): COPI vesicle coat; endoplasmic reticulum-Golgi intermediate compartment; endoplasmic reticulum
Molecular function (GO): structural molecule activity
Source: RefSeq, a predicted model, not a curated record
AGCUGUCCCAGUGACAGGCUGGCAGGAAGCGGCGCCGCAGCCGGAAGUGGAGGUGCUGGGCUAGAGACCCCCCCGCCCCGCGCGCCCCAGGCCCCGCGCCCCCAGCCCGGGGCAGGAUGCUGAAGAAGUUUGAUAAGAAGGACGAGGAGGCCGGUGGAGGUUCCAAUCCAUUCCAGCACCUGGAGAAGAGUGCAGUGUUGCAAGAGGCUCGGGUGUUUAAUGAGACGCCAAUAAACCCUCGGAAAUGUGCUCACAUCCUCACCAAGAUUCUGUACCUCAUAAACCAGGGGGAGCACCUGGGUGUGAUGGAAGCUACGGAAUCCUUCUUUGCCAUGACCAAGCUGUUCCAGUCCAAUGAUCCGACUCUUCGCAGGAUGUGUUACCUGACCAUCAAAGAGAUGUCCUCCAUCUCUGAGGAUGUCAUCAUUGUGACCAGUAGUUUAACCAAAGACAUGACUGGGAAGGACGACAAUUACCGAGGCCCUGCUGUGAGAGCACUCUGCCAAAUCACUGAUAGUACUAUGCUGCAGGCCAUUGAGCGCUACAUGAAGCAGGCGAUUGUGGACAAGGUGCCCAGUGUGUCCAGCUCUGCCCUGGUGUCAUCAUUGCACCUGCUGAAGACCAGCUUUGAUGUGGUAAAACGCUGGGUGAACGAAGCGCAGGAGGCAGCUUCCAGUGACAAUAUCAUGGUGCAGUAUCAUGCCCUCGGCUUACUCUACCACGUGCGUAAGAAUGACCGUCUGGCAGUCAACAAGAUGCUCAGCAAGUUCAUGCGUCAUGGCCUGAAGUCGCCCUUUGCCUACUGCAUGAUGAUCCGAGUGGCCAGCAAAUUGCUGGAGGAAGAGGCUGGAAGCCAUGACAGCCCCUUGUUUGAUUUCAUUGAGAACUGCUUAAGAAACAAACACGAGAUGGUGGUCUAUGAAGCUGCUUCUGCCAUUGUUAACCUGCCUAGCUGCACUGCCAAAGAGCUGGCACCUGCCGUGUCUGUGUUACAGUUGUUCUGCAGCUCCCCGAAAGCAGCUCUUAGAUAUGCAGCUGUCCGCACCCUCAACAAGGUUGCCAUGAAGCACCCAUCUGCUGUGACUGCCUGUAACCUGGACCUGGAGAACCUAGUGACCGAUUCCAACCGCAGCAUUGCUACACUGGCUAUCACCACGCUGCUGAAAACUGGCAGUGAGAGCAGCAUUGACCGGCUCAUGAAGCAGAUCUCCUCCUUCAUGUCGGAAAUCUCAGAUGAGUUCAAGGUCGUGGUGGUGCAGGCUAUCAGUGCCUUGUGUCAGAAGUACCCACGUAAGCAUGCAGUCCUCAUGAAUUUCCUCUUCACUAUGCUCCGGGAAGAGGGUGGUUUUGAAUACAAGCGAGCCAUCGUGGACUGCAUCAUCAGCAUCAUUGAGGAAAACUCUGAGAGCAAAGAGACUGGCCUGUCUCACCUGUGCGAGUUCAUUGAGGACUGCGAGUUCACUGUUCUGGCCACCCGUAUCCUCCACCUGCUGGGGCAGGAAGGGCCCAAGACCAAUAACCCUUCAAAAUACAUUCGCUUCAUCUACAACAGGGUCGUCUUGGAGCAUGAGGAGGUCCGUGCAGGUGCAGUAAGUGCUCUGGCUAAAUUUGGAGCCCAGAACGAGGAUGUGUUACCCAGCAUCUUAGUGUUAUUGAAAAGGUGCGUGAUGGAUGAUGAUAAUGAAGUGAGAGACAGAGCCACGUUCUACCUAAAUGUGCUGGAGCAGAAGCAGAAAGCUCUCAAUGCUGGCUACAUCCUGAAUGGCUUGACAGUAUCCAUCCCUGGCCUGGAGAGGGCGCUGCAGCAGUAUACCCUGGAACCCUCUGAGAAACCCUUUGACCUGAAAUCUGUUCCUUUGGCAACUGCUCCCAUCACAGAACAAAGAUCAGAAAGUAUUCCUAUCACUGUGGUCAAACAGCCAGAGAAAGUGGCAGCGACAAGGCAAGAAAUAUUCCAAGAGCAACUGGCAGCUAUCCCAGAGUUCCGAGGGCUGGGCCCACUCUUCAAGUCCUCUGCAGAGCCUGUGGCUCUUACAGAAUCUGAGACUGAAUACGUGAUCCGUUGCACCAAGCACACAUUUGUCAACCACAUGGUGUUCCAGUUUGAUUGUACAAAUACACUGAAUGAUCAGAUCCUGGAGAACGUCACGGUACAGAUGGAGCCGACAGAGGGGUAUGAGGUCAUUAGCUACAUACCUGCCAAAAGCCUACUGUAUAACCAGCCUGGUAUCUGCUACACGCUGGUGGCAUUGCCUGAAGAGGACCCCACAGCAGUGGCCUGUACAUUCAGCUGCAUGAUGAAAUUCACCGUCAAGGAUUGUGACCUAAACACUGGUGAAGCGGACGAUGAGGGCUAUGAGGAUGAGUACGUGCUUGAAGACAUUGAGGUAACGGUAGCUGAUCACAUCCAGAGGGUUCUGAAGCCAAACUUUGGAGCAGCCUGGGACGAGGUGGGUGAUGAGUUUGAAAAGGAAGAGACCUUCACUUUAUCCACCAUUAAAACAUUGGAAGAGGCAGUCAGUAAUAUUGUGAAGUUCCUGGGGAUGCAGCCGUGUGAGCGAUCGGAUAAAGUGCCAGACAACAAAAACUCUCACACAUUGUACCUGGCAGGUGUGUUUCGGGGUGGCCAUGACCUCUUGGUGCGUUCUCGUCUCGUCCUGACAGACACUGUAACAAUGCAGGUCACAGCCCGCAGUGGAGAAGAGCUUCCUGUGGACAUAAUCAUGGCCUCGGUUGGCUAAACUGUCUUUCUGAGACUGCACUCUGACAUAAGGCCCAUAAAGGGAGAAUGUUCUUGGUUUUCUUGGUUCCCCUCUGUUCUGGACACUGAAUUGGAAUCACGUUCACUACAGCAGCUUUUUAUCAUUAGUAAAAAAUAGGACAGUUAUUUGGGUUUUUCUAAAUAAAAUUGUGGUGUUUUUAUGCCCUGACAGGAGGUUUUAGGAAGCAUUCAGUUUCACUUAAAUCUAUAAACCCCUCUGAAGAAUCAGCCCAUUUAAUACCAAGUUGCUGAACUCUGCAGUCUGGGGGUCCUGUGUUUCCAAUGAAGCCUUAUUUAACCAUUCAUAUUAUGGUAACACUAUCAAACCCAUUAAGUGGUCACUUGGAAUCUGAAAUUAGUGUGCUUUUAAUUAUCACUAAUUUUGCUAGUAUUUUUAUGUCUUUAAAAGACCCUUAAAAACAGGACAUGGUAAAUAAAUAAAAUUCCCUCUCCUGCAGGUAUAGAACUUGGCUGCCUUCCACUACCAUCUUCGUGGAAAAUGACAGGCUGAUCUUCUCCCAGGGUACUUAUCCCUCAACACAGUGGGUUGGGAUUGGCUGUCUUGCAAUUAUAUUCAGUCAAAGAAUGGGAAAUAAGUGCCUAGCUCUAGCUUUGCACAACCCUGUCAAAAGGAAAUAGUCUCUGUAAAGUGCAAAUCAAUUAACACACUGUCUGUGUAUAAUUGGUUUGGCUGUUCACAUUCCCCUAGUUAUCAGUAACUGGUUUCUCAGUUGUUGUUAGAUCCAACACUGAAAGCCUACUGUAUAAGUGGUAUAGGAUUAUGUGAUUUUUGUGUGUGUAGUAUCCGGAGGAAAAGUGACCAGUUAGAUUUUUGAGUAUGAAAGAAGCAAUGUGGUGAUGUGUAACAUCAGACAGUGUGUAAUAUAUCAACCAGAGCUGUUGUCAUCCCUCUCUGGAGCCAUCAUUUUGGUUAACUUGUGAGUUUCAGUUAUGCCAGAUAAGGGGUAAACAGGAGAGAUGUCUGUUUCUAGCACCUGUAAUUGAUCUUUGUUCUACUCUGCCUGUAUUUUUUAUGCAAAAUGUCACCAUAUAAUGUAACAUUAAACAAAAUAUUAAAAGAU